CAUUCAGUGUAUUUAUUAGUUCACUUGUAGUGUGUAUCAACUGGCAGCUGAGGGCCUACAGUAUUAUUUUUUGUGAUUUUGCACACAUGCAUACAUACACAAGUGUGCUUUUUCUGUGUGUGCGUCUCUGUGCAGGCGUGUGCGGAGUGAAGCUGUGUGUGUUCUUACUAUUGUGGCGGUGCGUUGAUGGAAAACCUAUCUAGUUUUCCUCUGUGUCACAGCAGCAGUCCCCCUAAAGGUUUAAAACAGAGAGCGAGGAGGGGGAGGGCGGAGGGACAGAAAGAUGGUAACACACUCCAGGAGAAAGACGUCUCAGAAAGAAGUCGAUUUUAAUAUUUUUUGGAAGAAUUUCACUGGGGGUUUUUUUUUUUCAGGUGGAAAGAGUGAAGGAGAUAGAGAAAAAAAAGAUUCACACACUCUCACACGCUCUCUGAUUGUGGGUGUGUCCACAGCUAUAAGUACCUUCACUGUUACCUGUGUUACUUAUAUCCCUGCAUGAGGCUCAGAACAGACACACUGACACACACCUGUCAGCCGACACACCUGCCCUGCACUUGAGAAGCUGCGCUCUGCUGUACGUCUUCAGGCUGCCAUCCAGAUGUCGCCGUGCAUGACCUCACAUUUCUGCCUGCUGGUCCUACCAGUGAUGUCACUGCUGCUGCUCUUCUCUCCUAUUGGUUGGAGCUACGAUGGCCUCACCCCAGGGUGUCACCUACACCCCUUCAAUGUGAGCAUUCGCAGUGACCGCCGCGGCACAUGCAAAGGCACCCACCUGGUCUACGCCUGCGUGGGCUACUGCGAGUCCAGCGCCUUCCCAUCCAGAUACUCUGUGCUGGUGGCCUCCAACUUCACCCACAACAUCACCUCCGCCUCACGUUGCUGCACCAUCAGCAAGGAUGCUAAGGUCAAAGUUCGCCUGGACUGCCCCCGAGGUCGUCACCACGACGAAAUAGAGAUCCUGACAGCGAAGGCGUGUCGCUGCGACAUGUGUCGCAAGUCCCGCUACUGACACAUCAAAUGUACCACCCAAUGUACACCAGAGUAAGAACCAAAUUACAGUUUUGUCAGUUAAGCGGUUCAAACUUUGGUAAAUGAUAUAAAUACAAGAUUCUCAGUGAUGUAACAGUAACUAUCCUCUUUCUCCUUUAUCUACGUCGACUUGUUAUGAAUGUUGAAAAAAAUCAUCAACAAAAAUAACUUAUUUAACUGAAAACUAAUCAGCCUUCUACCAAGUUAUCAUCACCAGGGUUUCCUUCAUUUGGGUUCUCAAAUAGGACAGGAAGGUGGGCGGAUCAGGCAGAAUAAACCCUGCUCUAGAACAGUGCCUUAAAGUUAAAAUGGGAAAUUUACACUUCUUAUGUCUAUAAAGAUAUGCUGUUUGUGUGAGUGUGUGUAUGUAUGUGUGUGUGGUUGUGUUAAAUGUGAUGUAAGGGAGGUUUUUCUAGAAAACUUGAUUGACACACGUUUGUGUUAAAGCGUGUAUAAAACCAUUCUGUCACUCAUACUUCAAACAAACUGAACCUUUUUAUUUUUUUUAUUUUUUUUGCUUUGAGGCUUGGCAGACACUUGACUUUCUAAGCAGCUAUAAAUAAAAGACUUAGUCACACUACCUUUCAUACUUAGUAUGCAGUAGCAAGUGUCAGUAAACAGAGACUUCAGGAUUGUAAUUAGUCAAACUCACGACCCAAAAACACAGAUUUUAACAUUUUGAAAAUAUGCAAAAUGAAUGAGAACAUUACAUUACAUUUAAGACAGUUACAUAAUCUCUUCAUUGACAUGCAUUAAACAUAAAAAUCAAUAUAUUGUCAACCUUUGGAAUCAAUAUAAAAGUCAUAUAUACAACUAGGGUCAUUCCUUGCAAUAACCACUAAACACAGACAAGACACCAAAGAAUGUACAACAUUUAUUUAUAUUUAUGGAUUUGAACUAAAGGACAUUUGUAAAUAAUAUCUAUUGAUGAAACCAAAGAAUGUUGGAAAUGUCAAUUAAAUGAAAAAAGAAAGAAUGCACUGUAUAGUUUGUGAUGAAAUUGUAUUUCAAUAAAUUUCUAUUCUGCAACUGUAAA
Molecule: messenger RNA, 2065 nt
Organism: Dicentrarchus labrax (European seabass)
Lineage: Eukaryota; Metazoa; Chordata; Actinopteri; Moronidae
Gene: gpha2
Product: glycoprotein hormone subunit alpha 2
Exons: 4
Coding region: 599-1009 (136 amino acids)
Biological process (GO): cell surface receptor signaling pathway
Cellular component (GO): extracellular region
Molecular function (GO): hormone receptor binding; hormone activity
Source: RefSeq, a predicted model, not a curated record